Messenger RNA from Schistocerca americana (American grasshopper), 822 nucleotides. Its product is annotated as trypsin alpha-3-like. The record is from RefSeq and is a predicted model, not a curated record. The transcript has 2 exons. The coding region runs from base 1 to 822 and encodes 273 amino acids. Gene Ontology annotation, molecular function: serine-type endopeptidase activity. Gene Ontology annotation, biological process: proteolysis. Lineage: Eukaryota; Metazoa; Arthropoda; Insecta; Orthoptera; Acrididae.
AUGAGUAGUAAUAAAAGUUGCGAGCAGCAGGGAACACGGGUUGUGAGUGAGAUGUGGACGCCGGCGGUGGUCUCUGUGUGCCUGCUGGCCGCGUGGGCCGGCGCUCUGCCCUCCUCGGGCCCUCGCAGGGCGUGGCAGCUGCGCGGUGGGCGCAUCGUGGGCGGCGAACCGGCGGACAUCUCGCAGUUCCCGUGGCAGGUCUCGGUGCUGUGGUACGCCCAGCUCGUCUGCGGCGGCUCCAUCAUCAGCAGCAGAUGGGUGCUGACAGCAGCGCACUGCGUCGACUACGGUAGUGCGCGACAAUAUACAGUCCGAGCCGGUAGCUCCAUAUACUACCAAGGUGGCACUGUCUACAGGGCCGCUCAGUUAAUUCUUCACAACCUUUAUAGUAGAGUGACGACGGAUUACGACGUCGCCCUCAUCAAAAUAAGGGGCACCAUUUCGAUGGGUGACCACGUGAAGACGGUCAAUCUGGGAACAUCUGAACCAGCAGCUGGCACCUCCAUGAAUGUCACCGGUUGGGGCACUACAGACACAGGGUCAAUCUCCAGCAGACUUCAAUACGUCACCGUCGAGAUCCAGGAGCGCUCGUCGUGCAACAAAACCUACGGCGGCACAGUCACGGAGCGCAUGAUCUGCGCGGGUGUAGAGGAAGGCGGCAAGGACUCGUGCCAAGGAGACAGCGGCGGGCCGCUGGGGGCGGGAUCCACCCAGUAUGGUAUCGUCUCUUGGGGCGCGGGAUGUGGUCUGCUGGGGUACCCUGGCGUCUACUCCAGCGUCGCUGCUCUGCGUUCCUGGAUUCAGGAUCAAACGGGUGUAUAG